Harpia harpyja (harpy eagle) is the source of this 1017-nucleotide messenger RNA. RefSeq names its product endoplasmic reticulum-Golgi intermediate compartment protein 3-like. The transcript has 7 exons. Lineage: Eukaryota; Metazoa; Chordata; Aves; Accipitriformes; Accipitridae. The record is from RefSeq and is a predicted model, not a curated record. Gene Ontology annotation, biological process: retrograde vesicle-mediated transport, Golgi to endoplasmic reticulum; endoplasmic reticulum to Golgi vesicle-mediated transport. Gene Ontology annotation, cellular component: endoplasmic reticulum; COPII-coated ER to Golgi transport vesicle; endoplasmic reticulum membrane. Bases 384 to 743 code for a protein of 119 amino acids.
UUCGGGCCGCGCUGCCCGGCGGGGCGGUGCCGGGGCGGCGCCGGAAGGCGGGUUUGGUUCCGGGCCGCGCGGCGCCACGGACUCGCUGUGGCGGCUGAAGCGGUUCGAUGCCUUCCCCAAGACAAGACCCUGGAGGACUUUCGGGUCAAGACGUGCGGGGGCGCGCUGGGUUCAUCCGGAACUGCGCGUUGACAAAUCAAGGGGAGCUAAACCGAAGAUCAGUCUCGAUGUUAUUCUUCCGCACGUGCCUUGUGCUUAGUUGAGCAUCGAUGCCAGGAACGUAGCAGGAGAGCAGCAGCUGGAUGUAGAGCACAAUCUGUUUGAACAACGUUUGGAUAAAGCUGGCAAUCGUGUGACCCCGGAGGCCGAGAGCCACGAUCAAUAUGACGCACUAUAUCGAGCAUCUCUCGUUUGGGAGGGAUUAUCCAGGCAUUGUGAACCCUCUGGACGGGACGGAUGUCGCUGCGCAGCAAGCUUCCACGAUGUUUCAGCGUUUUGUCAAAGCGGUCCCCAGGGUGUAUAUGAAAGUAGAUGGUGAAGUGGUAGGGACUAAGCCGUUUUCAGUUACACGACAUGAGAAGAUAGCCAACGGGCUACUGGGAGACCAGGGUCUGCCUGGUGUAUUUGUGCUAUAUGAACUUUUGCCCAUGGUGGUGAAGCUGACAGAGAAACACAGGCAUUUUGCCCUGAACACCUGCGAAGAUUCACCUCCUCAGGGAGACCAGGGCGUACCAGAGCCAUAAAAGCACGUGGAAGAGGAGUCUGGCGACUGCUGCUACUGCCAGUACCGCCGUCAAGGGAUGCAGUAGGGUUCAGGAGCUGGGAUGUACAUUCUUACACUGAUAAAACAAGCGUCCACACUGUGCUUAGGUCUCCGACUCGGUCCGAUACUGGGAUCGUGAUUAGCACGGCAUAGCAAUAGGAGACUAACGGUUGCCUGAAGGCUGUAAGCUCUGGCGCUGCCUCAGAUCCCCGGAGGCGAGGCAAGAGGAGUAACAGUACCUCCACUUGCCGAAG